Stegodyphus dumicola is the source of this 6846-nucleotide messenger RNA. RefSeq names its product glutamate receptor ionotropic, kainate 2-like. Gene Ontology annotation, biological process: monoatomic ion transport. Gene Ontology annotation, cellular component: membrane. Gene Ontology annotation, molecular function: ligand-gated monoatomic ion channel activity; signaling receptor activity. NCBI's taxonomy places the organism in Eukaryota, Metazoa, Arthropoda, Arachnida, Araneae, Eresidae. The record is from RefSeq and is a predicted model, not a curated record.
GAGAAUGGGAACAUAACUCGGAGGGGCAAAUUCGUAAGACUGGUAACUAUUCUCGGGAGUUAGAAGAAGUAUCUAACAGUCUCAGAAACAAAACGUUAGUCAUAACGACUAUACUGAACGAGCCUUACAUGAUGAAAGUAGAAGACGAGAACGGAGUCAAAUAUGAAGGCUAUUGUGUGGAUUUAAUUGAUGAAAUAGCUUCUGACCUUAAAUUUCAGUACAGAAUUAAAGAAGUUGAUGAUGGAAGCUACGGAAGAAAGAAUGAUUUAGGAGAGUGGAAUGGCAUGAUACGAGAACUUAUAGACGGAAAGGCGGACAUGGCCGUCGCUGAUUUAACAAUAACAUACGUACGAGAGGAGGCUGUAGAUUUCACAAUGCCAUUCAUGAACUUGGGCAUCUCCAUCUUGUUCAAAAAACCCACCAAAAAGGUGCCGAAACUCUUCUCAUUUUUGUCUCCUCUCUCCGUGGAAGUCUGGUUAUACAUGGCCACGGCGUUCUUGGGCGUGUCCCUCUUUUUAUUUAUAGUGGCUCGAUUCAGUGCAUACGAAUGGGUGAAUCCUCACCCAUGCGAACUAGAACCGGAGGAACUGGAGAACCAGUUUACACUCCUCAACACACUCUGGUUUACCAUCGGAUGUCUCAUGUGUCAAGGAUGUGACAUAACACCCAGAGCUAAUUCAACAAGAAUGAUUGCCGUGAUGUGGUGGUUCUUCACUUUGAUCAUGGUAUCUUCUUACACUGCCAACUUGGCGGCUUUCUUGACAGUAGAGAGACUUGCGUCACCAAUUGAGAGCGCUGAAGAUCUCGCUAAACAGACCACCAUACCGUACGGAUGUGUUGCAUCUGGGUCAACUCAGUCGUUCUUCAAGGAAUCUGAAUUCCCCACCUACAAGCGUAUGUGGUCAUUCAUGGAGUCCCAAAGACCUUCCGUCUUCACUGAUAAUAACCAGAAAGGAGUGGAAAGGGUGAAAAAAGGAAACUAUGCCUUCUUGAUGGAAUCCACAACGAUCGAAUUCAUUGUCGAACGAAACUGUGACUUGACUCAAGUAGGGGGUCUGCUCGAUUCCAAAGGAUACGGAAUUGCCACACCUCCCGGUUCCCCAUACCGGACCCACAUGUCCUCCGCCAUUUUGAAGCUACAAGAAGGAGGACAAUUACAUGUUCUGAAGGAACGUUGGUGGAAGAAAAGACGCCUCACUCAGAAGUGCGCGAAGGACGAUGCGACUGGAUCCAGUUCUGCUUCCGAGUUGGGCUUAGCCAACGUUGGCGGUGUGUUCCUGGUACUUAUCUGCGGCGUAUUCGUUGGAUGUAUAAUCGUCAUAUUUGAAUUUGUGUGGAAAUCAAGGAAAGUACCCAGUGAAGAAAGGGAAUCUCUUUGCACCGCCCUAUGUCGAGAGCUGAAGUUUGCCAUUUUCUGUGGUGGAUCUACAAAACCAAUUAAAGCUACAGAUGAAGGUGGUGAUGACUCAACACCCCACCAAGAAAACGGUUUGCCUUUCAUGCCUAUGCCAGGAUUUUCUUCAUCUAGCCCAUCCAAAGGAUUCCCUUCCUGACGUGAGGCCCCCCUGGUGAAAGAUCCCGAGGGUUCCACCUAUUACAGGUAUGGAAGGGGUACAGGCUCAGAUGUGUGAAAAUACGUUGAUGUAGAAGGUAAACGAAACAAGUUGUAAGCAGCAGAAACAAUAGUAAACCACUGUAUUUCGAUCCAUCGAAACAAUUUUGACUGCUGAUAAUGAUCAUGAAAUCUUUUCACGAACUGUGUAUUAAAACACUUUUGCUACAAAUGAAUUGAUGAUCAGCCGGCCAGAAAGAAUUAUAAGUGACCUGUGUUCAAAUUGUCAUCUAAAAACUGUUAUUAGAUGGCUAUGCGGUCAUCUCGCUUUUGAUUGUGUUAAAUUUAUGUGCAAUGGAUGUCCCAUCUCGUAUCUUAAGUAAACAUAAAUGAAAGGAUGUAUGCUUGAAAUAUGCGUUUCUUGUGACGCAGAUACAUUUUAUAUAAAGGAUGAAGUAUAUGCCCAAAACAAUCCUAAAACUGAACUUUAGACAUAAAAAGAGUGCUUAUACUGCUGUUAGUAUAAAUCAAAUCUCGAAUUUCAUAGAACAUUUUAUUAGAGCUAAAAUAAGAAAAUCCAUAAAAAAAAGAGAGAUUAAUCUUGCAAGGAUAACUACAAAAAGUUAUUUAUAAAACAAUUGAAAUUUUGUCAUUAGCCUCUGCUCCAUUAAUAAAUAAACUGAACUUUUCCACUGAAGGCAGAUUAAAAUUUCAAUGAUAAAAUUCACGGAACAUAUAGAGGCCAAACAUUUUAUAUCGCAAGAUGGAAAAUUAAUUUUAUACUUGCACGAGAUUUCAUGAAUUCAGUUUCCUCAUUAUUUAUUUUCAUGUUGUAAAAUAAAAUGAAUGAAAAAUCGUGCAAAAAUUUAAUAUGUCAAAUUAUAAUUAAUCAAUGUGCAUGGCAUGACUGUAAACUGAGAAAUAUUUCACAAACGCUUAACAGAAAUUGAAAAGCUUUCUCGAAAACUUCUUACUCUCUACAUUGUCAUCCAAAUAAUAGCUCUCAUUAAAAAUAGAAUAGCUAGAAAAAAAUUCGAACUAGUGUAUAUCAACUUCUACCAUCCCAUUAAUCAAUUCAUGAUGAACUGAUUCGAAAUUAUUAUACAAACAUGGCCAUGCACAAAUGAGUUCAAAUUACGAUUUGAACGAACGUUAAAAUUCAGCAGCUACGAAUGAUGCUAAAGGUAGCGAUAUUUUAUCUCAAAUCAGAUCUAGUAGACUAAUGUACAUCAAAAUAUAUAAAUUAUAUAUAUUAAUUCUACGUAUAAACAUAGCUAUUGAAAUUACUAGUAUUUUAAUUUGUCUAUGUUCACACCUUAUUCUUUCACAAAGAAGUCUUAGCAUCCUUUACACAGAUCAAGAAGCUAAUCCAAAAAAUAAAAAGGACUUGACGACUCUUCCGAAAUUCAGUUUCAAAGCUAAUCAUAUUAUCUUACGCAAGAGAUGUUUUAAAUGGCAUGGCAGCAAUACUAAGAUAGAAUGGUGGUUGAGUAACAUAAGCCUUGAGUAAACACUGUUAAUACCACUGCACCUUUUUAUAACAGGACUAGAGAAACCUCCACAUCAUGGUCCUUCAACCCGAAAUGGUCUUUCAUUACACACAAUCCAAACGUGAGUAAGUAGUCAGUAGUCUUCAAAUAAAGAAACCCGAAACUGAGUUGACAGUAUUGAGACACAAAAUUUUGUCGUGGAGUUAUCGGACUGCCUGUUUCAGAUUCUUAUGACAAGACAUGCAGAACUGAGAUGUAAAUGACACCAUGCCAGAGCAAAGAAAACAAAUUUCUGUAUAAAAAAAUGCCAAUGCAAAGCAAUCCCUUGUUGAAUGUUGCGAACAGUUUUCAGAACAGUCAUAAAAAGAGUGAAAAAGCAUUGCUGCUGAUAUUAAAUUCACACAGACAGUAAGUUUUUAGACUGUUUUACAGUAGAAGAAAAAGAAUGACUUCAAAUGUAUAAUUCGAAAUUAUUAACCUACAUAUUGUAAUAUUAGUGUUUUUAAAAAGUUCGCGGAAUUGGUCUGUAAAAUAUAGCAGUCGAAAUUCGAUGAAAGUUUAAAUCAACCUGGUCUCUUGAAAAGUUCCAUCCAUUACUCUGUAUAGUGCAUUUGCUUCAAUGAUCUUCACAAGGCCUGAAACUACUUUUAAAGGCAUUUAUAAUGGAUUGAAGAGAUACCUUCCUAUUUUAUGAAAUUCCAUCACACAUUCAAAAAAUCUGGUUAAAGACAUGUUUCUUCAACAGGAGAAACAAAAGCGACUCAUAACAGCCGUUCCCAAUCCUUUCCUCUUUCAAAACAGCCAAUCUUUUCUAAGUGCUCAUACGAUUUCUAGGGUACUAUUUCCCGAUUUAAACAAGAAGUUCACUGUCCGUUUGAACUGAGAGAACGUAUGAAGAAAAUUUAGAGAGUUGAAAGGGAUCGCAAGCAGCAACCACAUUAAAGCUGACUUUUGGUAGCUUUAUCCUUUUCACACUAUAAUAUGGAAAUUCCGCAAACUUUUCAAAAAUACUAGUGAAUAAAUGCAAGCAAAAUAUAUUGGUGAUGUGCAUAACAUUUUAUUGGGCAUAGAUAUGCAGGUGAAAUAUCAGAUAAAUUGUUUCGAAAGGAUUUAUUUCUUAAGUAUAUCUGACAGAUCAUUCAGAUUGUUUAGACAGAUCAUUCAGAUUUCAGCAGUUCUCGAAACCACCUAAAAAUUCAACUAAGAUACAUGGAGAUUGAUUCGAUUAUUUUUAUUAUCAUUUAAAAUAUUCCUCUGAUGAACAAAAUUGAUAAAAAAACAUGGUACAGGUCUUUUGAAAAUGACAUACAAACCAAAGUUUAAACAUAUCUAAAAUUUUAAAUAGCAUGGGAUUGCUUUACGUUACUUCAGAAUUGUCAUUGGAAAUUUCUAUCAAUAUAUUAAUCAUUUAAACAAAGAUUUAGAAUACACUGAUAGUAUUUUUUAAUAUUUUAUUCAUUUUAAUUUCAAACUACUUAUCUAUGCUUCAUCUGGAAUGAAUAAAGUAUUUUCUUCCAGAAAUUUGUGCAAAAAUAUGCAAGUGCAUUUUGCUGUUACAUUAACAUAUGCUAUUUGCUUCAAUUACUUCCAUAAUAAUUAAAAUUAUUCUAACUAAAUACUUCGUCCUAUAGAAGGCUUCAUUAUCAUAAAUUAAAUUAUAUAUAAAAAACUACACCAGAAAAAUAUCUAUCCACUGCUCAAAACAGCAAUGGUAAUAAAGCAAAAGAUUUUCUCUUUAAGUAAUUGCAACUGAAAGAUGCCAGCUUUUGAUUAAAAAACAUCAAAGAUAGUAAAAGUAAUUUUUCCUUUUUAUAAGGCUAUUUUACAGCAAGAUGCACUUCCAAAAUAUUAAAACUUAAUUUCAGAUUGAUUGUAGAUUUUAGAUUUUCCAAUACAAUGUCUAAUUUCUGUUUCUAUAUGCAAAUAUUUUAAUGAAGUAAGAAUGUAACUAAAUUAUACUUGGGAUAAAAUAGAUAUAGACAAUACAAAAAUAUAGUAUGAUCUAUUAUAUUAGUUCAAUAAUAUUCAUGCUAUUGUUAAAUAAUAAGUUAUAAAUCAUAUAUAUAUACAUGUACUGUUAUAAAUAAUGCCUUAAAAUAUUAUGCUUUCAAUUAAUAUUUGCUAAGUCCAGUUUGGCAGAAAAUUUUUAUCGCUAUAUUAAAGCAUAUUUUAUAUAUGUUUGAAAGGAACUGUCAUAAAAUAAUUAAGGCAGAUUACGCCUUUGAAUCUCUCUCUCUAUUUUGAAUUCCUGAUUUAGAUAUACAUAUGUUCAUCAGCUUCAGAGGCAGCUGAAUAUUUAUGCCACUGGCAAACCUAACAGCUUCAACAAGCAUUAAUGAAUUGCAUGCAAAAACAUUUUUUGCAUAAUGACAAAAAAUACAGAUAAAAUUGAAAUCUAUAACACUUCCAACUUUUCUAGCGAUAUAAAAGUUCUAAAUAUUGCACAGCAAAUUUUUUUAACUAAUAAUAUCAGUUAUUAAAAGAAGCAUUUAAAAUAUACAUAAGUCCUUGCAUAAGCCAUUAGUAAUCAUGCUGAUUUCUAUUAAAAUUUUGAAAAUAAAAUUCAAUUACAUGGUUCAUUAAUUUAAAUACAAGUCAUAUGAAAAUGAGAUUUAAAGCCUAGCAGUGUAAAUACAGAUAUAAAAGCUUUCCUUUAUGUUAUUCAAUCCAAAUGUUUUCAAUCUAAGCUAAAAGCCACAAGCAAUAAACUCAUUGCAUAAAUAAAUUAAUCCAUUUAUAAUACUUUUAAAUCACACGCUGUUUGUUGCAUGGGCUAUAGUGGCAGAAAUAUCAGCAUGGAUAUUACAGAAUAUCGAUUCAAUCAUAAUUAAUCUGAGAUUUCAAAGUUUGCUUCUCUUCAUUAUUAAAUAUAAGGAUAUAAAAUAGAAAGUUUAUCAUGCAUAUUUCUUCCUGUAAUAUUUUAAGUAGUUUUUUAUUAAAAAUGCAUCAAAGUAACCCAUUAACUGAAAACAAAAUCAGCAAACUGCAAUCAUUACUGAAUUUUGCAUUAAAAAUAUUUAGGUGAAAUUUCUCAUCAACCUACUAAAGUAGUCCUUACAGCAAAAUAUCCCUAAAGAGCUAACAAAAUUAUGCAACAUAUUAGAACUGAAAAAGUAAAUAUUUAAUAAUAUGACUUACAGUUUCUGAAAACGCCGAGAUGUUGCAAUUCUGAAAACUAUGGUUUCUUCAAAUAAACUAGAUACUGCAAUUUGCUUAUUAAAAAUUAAGAUGUAGACAAUAACAUCCCAAAGUUUUUGCCGACAUAAAGAUAGAAUUAAGCAGUCUAUAGAAAAGGGGGUAAUAUUAAGUUGAUUAAGCAGUUGAUGGGUUAAUGUACAUCAGAUAAAUGGUGCAUUUCUCUUCAGAAAUUAAAUUCUAGUAUACUUCAAAUAUUUCCUCAUUGUUCUACAAAUGCUUCUUUUACAGAUGUAGUAAUAUAUUUUCAGAAAUGUCUUAUUGAAAAUUAUUUAAUCAAUAAGGAAAUUAAUAUUAGUUAAUAAAUUUUCUAUAGUAACUAUGAAAUAUCUCAUAUAUCUAAGUACAGCUAGAAGUGUAGAAUAGUUACUUUCCCCAUAUUCCAGAAAUUAACAGAAUUAGCUAAAUCUCAGUGUAACAAAGCAUUUGUGAAAGAGAUUUCAAUAAAUUUUACUUUAAGAUUUCCCUUUAAAAAAAAAAAAAAAAAAAAAAAAAAAAAAAACACUAAAACACACAGAAACCAGAAUCAAGUCAUUUAUAAAUUAUAAAGAUAUCAGUAUACUAAACAUACUCUACUUAGUGGAAGAGAAAAAUCUGGAAAUUAAAAAA